CUCAGACCACAAUAACGCUUUAUCAUUGAGGAUCGCCUCUUUUGGGGAAGAUAAUGUAUAGCUAUCUAUAAGUCGGCUUAAUGUGCAUCACUCAUUUCAAUUGAUAAUUCAAUUCGAUUUUCAGCAAGCUUCUUUGAAAAACUAUUGAGAGUGCGACAGUGAAAUUAUUAUUUGACUUUUGUUUGAAAUGCCGGAGACUAAAGGACUGUUGGAACGCCUGAAUGGGGGCGAGACCAUUAUAGUCGCAGAGGGGUACAUAUUUGCUUUCGAGCGGUUAUGUUACGUCCAGGCAGGGCCGUUUGUCCCUGAAGUCGUAGUAGAACAUCCUGAGCUCGUCAGACAGAUGUACAGAGAUUUCGUGCGCGCUGGCAGUGAUGUCGUGCAAGCUCUGACAUACUACGCGCACCGUUCCAAAAUGUCUCUAGUUUCUCGCGCGGACGACUUAGAGAAGGCCAAUCGUCUAGCGCUAAAGAUGGCGAGAGAGGUGGCUGAUGAGACAGGGACAUUGAUGUGUGGUGAUAUCUGCAACACCGGACAAUACACACCAGGGGACGAUGCUAAGACUGCCUUGAUCAAAGACAUGUUUAAGGAGCAAGUAGAAUGGGCGGCAGAGGAAGGAGCUGACUUCAUCGUGGCGGAGACAUUAGUAAACCUAGGAGAAGCUAUGCUGGCUCUCCAAGCUAUCAAGAUGUAUGGCAAAGCUUUUGACAGCGAUUCAGAAGGUUAA
This is a messenger RNA of Strongylocentrotus purpuratus (purple sea urchin), 727 nucleotides long. RefSeq names its product betaine--homocysteine S-methyltransferase 1-like. The record is from RefSeq and is a predicted model, not a curated record. Bases 188 to 727 code for a protein of 179 amino acids. NCBI's taxonomy places the organism in Eukaryota, Metazoa, Echinodermata, Echinoidea, Camarodonta, Strongylocentrotidae. The transcript is spliced from 5 exons.